UUUUGUAACACACUGUCUCCUUAACGUGCAGUCUAUUUGCACUUAACUGGACGAUAACGAUUGCUAAAAGGACAAUUACAUAUUGUGCUUAAGACUGCUUAAAUGAAAGGUAGUACUAGUAGUAGACAGGCAUGCCGAAUCUGGUAGUAGGAUUUGUGUACGUACCACUGCGCGCUGAGGACAUCCUCCACACAAGGUCACUGGCACGUGUAGCUGUCAUUCUGUUACGCACUCACCGGCUACUUCGUUGCAGUCUUUUAUGAGCUGACCGAGACGUGUGGUAACAUUAACGUUACCGGUGUAUUUCAUUUUGACAUCAGUUACAUAGCGAGGAAUUUAUUUUGAAAAUGGCAAGAGGAAGCCGCAGUCACUCUUCAGCACAUGCCAGUGCUCCAGCACAUUCCUACGCCCCAGCACCUGUCCACCAUGCCCCAGCACCAGUCCACCAUCCCCCAGCAGCCCUGGCCCCUGCCCAGCCCAAGCAGCCAGGGCUCAUGGCCCAGAUGGCCACCACUGCGGCUGGGGUGGCAGUGGGCUCUGCUGUCGGGCAUGUUGUGGGUGGUGCCCUGACUGGGGUCUUCAGUGGUGGCAGUAGCAGCCCGGAACCGGCCAAGCCUGCAAGCACAUAUCAGGAGCCACCCAGGUCAGCCCCUCCCCAACAAGGCCCAUGCCUUUUUGAGGUGAGGCAGUUCCUGGACUGUGCCACCACACAGACUGACCUCACUCUGUGCGAAGGCUUCAGUGAGGCUCUCAAACAGUGCAAGUUCUCAAGCGGUGCGACUCAACUAGUUUGAUUGUGGUCCUGCAAGGUUGAUCCAACAAGAACUCUUGGAUAAAUGACACUUUCACAGAGAACUCAACUCUUCAAUCAAAAUGACUCUGCUCUAGACACACAUUAUUAAAGUUUGUAGUUGUAACAUGUACUUUGGACUUGUGAUUAUGUAUGUGAGAUUGUAAAAUAAAAGCUGCUAUGUACUUGUGCUAUCUGUGUUCAUUAAAAAUGUCAUGUGUCA
Messenger RNA from Clupea harengus (Atlantic herring), 1013 nucleotides. It is a transcript of the gene chchd10, whose product is annotated as coiled-coil-helix-coiled-coil-helix domain containing 10. The record is from RefSeq and is a predicted model, not a curated record. Gene Ontology annotation, biological process: mitochondrion organization. Gene Ontology annotation, cellular component: nucleus; mitochondrion. Lineage: Eukaryota; Metazoa; Chordata; Actinopteri; Clupeiformes; Clupeidae.